This is a messenger RNA of Leucoraja erinaceus (little skate), 3438 nucleotides long. Its product is annotated as nuclear receptor subfamily 0 group B member 1-like. Gene Ontology annotation, biological process: negative regulation of transcription by RNA polymerase II. Gene Ontology annotation, molecular function: transcription factor binding; transcription corepressor activity. The record is from RefSeq and is a predicted model, not a curated record. Gene Ontology annotation, cellular component: nucleus; cytoplasm. NCBI's taxonomy places the organism in Eukaryota, Metazoa, Chordata, Chondrichthyes, Rajiformes, Rajidae.
GCAGUGGGUGUUUCCCUGGAUGAGGUGGGUCGGACUGACUGCUAUAAAGGAGCCCGCAGCCCGGGGGAGCCUCGGAGCUGGGCAGCGAUGUCCUGGGCUUGCGGCGACGUGUGUGAGUGCAGGAAGGGCCGGGCUCUGAGCAGCAUCUUGUACAAGCUGCUGCAGAGCGAGGAGCCGGAGCCGGGACGCCUGUCAGCCGCUGUGUCCCCGGGCUGUGCCUGCCCAUCCCGGCGCAGACUGGUGCUGAAGUGGCCCCACAUCACCUGCGCCGAAGCCUCCGCCGUCCUGGCCAAGACCCUGGCGUUUAUCCAGAACGUGCCCUGCUUCCAUGCAUUGCCCGGGGGAGACCAGGUCACCCUGGUGCGAAGGUGCUGGGCACCGCUCCUGGUCCUGGGACUGGCGCAAGACAAAGUCAAUUUUGAAACGGUGGAGGUCACCGCCACUAGCAUUUUACACAUGAUUUUAACCAGUGGACCCGCGGACACACAAGACAGCGAGGAUCUUCACACGGCUUCGGCAGCCGACAUCCACACCAUUAAGCGGUUUCUCAACAAGUGCUGGACCCUGGAUAUUACCCCCAAGGAGUACGCCUACCUGAAAGGGACCCUUCUCUUUAACCCAGAGCUUCCAGGACUACACUGUGUCGGGUACAUCCAGAGUCUUCAGCAAGAGGCACAUCAAGCGCUCAAAGAACAUGUGAAAAGCACUUGCACGCAACAUCACAGUCGCUUCUUCAACCUCAUCAUUGCACUUUCUAUGGUCCGCUGCAUUGGUGCAGGUGUCAUUGUUGAACUGUUUUUCAGACCCAUCGGCAAUGACAAUAUAGAUGACAAGUUGGUGGACAUGCUCUGUGUUGAUAACAAAGCUCAAGCUGCUGAGAAAAUCAGCACAUAAUAAACAUUGCAGCUGCCCAAUUGCAGAUAUAUAAAUUAUUAGUUUUUUUUGCAAACAGUAUUUUUGUAAAAUAUACAGGUAUAUUGCUAUUCUUGCACAAUUUGAUUUGUUAUAAAUAAAUGGUGUAGGUUUGAUAUCAAUGAAGUUGUUCGAGCCCUUGCAAACUUGCUCACUUUUCAACUGUGGCAUGGUCCUUUUCUGAUAACUGCACAGUCAUAUGUAAUGUUUUAUGACAUUACUUUCCUAACCCUUUGCCAUCUGCUGCAUCCAUUAUGCACAAUGAAGCUUGAAGAAGGGUCCCGAUCCAAAACGUCACCUUUCCAUUUUCUCCAGGGAUGUUGCCCGACCCAUUGUGUUACUCCAGCUAUUUGCAACUACCAAUGGAACUUGACCUUGAAUCUCACUAAUAAAAUGCUGUCUGCUAGAGGAUAAUUGACAGCGCGGUGAAUAACUAUAGUGUUUGGCUGUUUGCUCCAUUGUAUUCCAUGCUCUGAGGGAAGAAUAACUAUGUAUUCUGUGCCCUUGAGGAGUCAAAAGCAAUAUUCUGUAAGUCAAUGAGAAAGAUUUUAAAGCUUGGAAAUAGACCAGUCGGCCCCUCUGGCUAAUGCUGUUAACAUGGGCUGAUUUCACUUAAUCACCGUACCAAAUCCAUACCAAAUUUUCUACAGGCACUCCCCGAUUACAUAGAAUAUAGAACAGUACAGCACAGGAAUGGGCACUUUGGCCCUCAAUGUAUGUGCUGGACCUGUUGCCAAGUUAAACUGAUCGCAUCUGCUUGUAUAUGAUCCUUAUCCCUCUAUUCCCUGCACUUCCAUGUGCUUACCUAAAAGCCUCUUAAAUGCCACUAUCAUAUCUGCUUCCACCAUCACUCCUGGCAAUACGUUCCAGGCCCCACUAUAUGUUUAAAAAAAUAAAUUGCCCUGCAUGUCUCCAUUAAACUUUCCCCCUCUCACUUUAUAGCUACAUUCUUGAGGUUUGGACAUUUCCAGCCUGGGAAAAAUGUUCGGACUGUCUACCCUAUCCAUGCCUCUCAUAAUUUUAUACACUGUACUUUAUCAAAUCGCCCUUCAAACUCUGAUGUUCCAGAGAAAACAAUGCAAAUCUAGCCAACCUCUCCCUGGAGCUGAAACCCUGUAAUCCAGGCAAUAUCCUGGUGAAUCUCCUCUGUGUCCUCUCCAAAGCUUCCUCAUCUUUCUUGUAAUGGGACAACCAGAACUGUAUGCAAAAAUCCAAAGUGGCUGGCCAAAGUCCUAUAGAGCUGCACCAUGAUUUACUGACUCUUAUAUUCAAUGCCUCUAGCAAUGAAGGCAAGUAUACCAUUCUGGCUUUUUACCGGUGAUUACCUAUCUACUUGUGCUGCCUCCUUCAGUGAACAAUAGACUUGGACUCCAAAAUCUAAUUAAAGCCUGGCUUUUCUAUUCUGAUGUAAAAGACUGCAAUGUCCCAUUCAAAGAAGGGCGUUGCACGGGGGAAUGUACAAAUUCCAUACAGACAGCACCCGUAGUCAGGAUCGAAUCCGAUUCCACGGUGCUGUAAGGCAGCAACUCUACCGCUGCAAAGCUAGAUAUUUUCCUAGAAUAAUGAAAGGCCUGGAUAGAGUGAAUGUAGAGACGAUGUUUCCACUAGUGAGAGAGUCUAGGACCAGAGGCCCUAGCCUCAGAAGACAAGGAUUACUUUUAGAAAGAUGCAAAGGAAUUUCUUUAGUCUGAGGGUGAUGAAUCUGUGGAAUUCAUUGCCACAGACGGUUGUGGAAGCCAAGUCAAUGGAUAAUUUUAAGGCGGAGAUUGAUAGAUAAAACUUGAUUAGUAUGGGUAUCAGGGGUUAUGGGGAGAAGGCAGGAAAAUAGGGUUGUGAGGGAAAGAUAGAUCAGCCGUGAAUGAAUGGUGGACUAGAUUUGAUGGGCUGAAUGGCCUAAUUCUGCUCCUAGAACUUAUGAUUUAUAGUUUUGUAUUUUUGUAACAUCUUGGUGAAUCUAUAAAGGAUCCUAUAAAGAGUUUUAUUGCGGGGUAUUCAAAAUUAUAAAAUUAUGUACAAUAAAUGCAGUUCCUCAUCUUGACCUAACUAAUACAAAAAUGUGUCCUUUUUACUCUGGCAUUCGAUGACAAUUACACUUAAGACCCAACAUAGUGCCAUUGUUUUCAUGGAUUAAUCUAUCUACAUGUAUACUUUCAAGAAUUCUCUAUUUGGACUUCAAUUUGUACAGUUUAUAGUUUUUCAUUAUAUAUGCGUCAAUUCCUUCUUCAUUCAUUUCAUUUCCAGUGGAUUAAAUCCAAUCUAAAUAACAUUAAAUUGCUCCAUUAGAUGUCUAAUUUUGCCUCUAAUCAUCAUGACUUUCUGAAGUCUUUCACGAUUCGCACAUUGUCCCAGACAUCUUUACGUCAUCAACGAUUUUGCCUUUGGCCAUGUCCAAAUAAUCAGUGUGAGUCCAAGACUUGUGAACACAUGGAGGAUGUUUACUAGGUUUGAAUAACAAAGGCCAGAUCUUGAUUAGGAUCUCAUUACUCUGCAACUGAUGAGCAGGGGAUCAAGUGCCGUUCAAGUAAG